Naegleria gruberi is the source of this 2998-nucleotide messenger RNA. RefSeq lists its product as uncharacterized. Gene Ontology annotation, cellular component: membrane. The record is from RefSeq and is a predicted model, not a curated record. The transcript has a single exon. Bases 1 to 2781 code for a protein of 926 amino acids. Gene Ontology annotation, biological process: signal transduction. NCBI's taxonomy places the organism in Eukaryota, Heterolobosea, Eutetramitea, Acrasida, Naegleriidae.
AUGAAUCCUAACAAGCCUAAACCUCCUCCACUCACCAUCAUUACUAAAAAUCAUCAGACGAACAAUUGUACCUCCACAACAACAACAAUAUCCUUCUCUUCCACCACUAAUGGAGCAGCAAGAAUUGGUAUGAGUAAUGAUAGUGGAAGUCCUCUACAAAGAGUGACAGCAAGUUCGGGAGAAUAUCAACGUUCGGGAAGUACAACUGAGAGACCAUUAUUUGUGAGGAAUAAUUCAUCCCCUCAAGUUGUUACAUCAUUUGGUUUUGGUAGUCCACCAGGAAGUCCAUCAUCAACCUCAAAUUCCAGUAGAAAGAACAGUCAUACAGCCAUUCAUCCAUUUCAGCACCAGAAUAGUGAUAAUAGAACUAGUAUUAAUAGAGAUUUAAUGUUACCUUUUGAUUUUUGUAAGAAGGAAGAUGAAACAUCGAAAUGGAUGAAGUUUUACUUGUGUUGUUUGAGUUUGAGAGUGAAAACCAUGUCUGUACUAAUGUUGACAUUUCUAAUGAUUAUGGCCAUGUGUUUGAUUGGAUUAGUCAUUUCCUUUGAUGUUUCAUUUGAUAGUGUUGAAAAGAAAGAAGCAUUAGAUUCAUCUAGAAAGACUGCCAAAGCUCUCUUUGAUGAUUUUAAAUUCAUUUCAGAGAAGGUCUAUGAUUUUGCCUCUUGGGAUGAUUCGUAUUCUAUUAUGAAGACUGAAAAUACGACAAUUGCCGACAAGAUGUUGGAUCUCUAUUUUUCUUGUGCCUAUAUGAAAAGAGCUGGUAUUAAUUUUUCAAUCAUGUACUAUCCAAAUGGUACCUUUUUUAAUGGAAGAGCUUGUUUCGACAUGUGGAAAAUACCUGAAUUUCCAGAUGAAUUGAAAGCUUUAAGUACAAGCUUUUUUCAAACAGACGACAAUUACAAUGGUAAGAUUGUCACUUCUUCUGCCUUCCAAGCAGUAUUUACUCCAAGAAGGAAUUUGGCUCAAUUAUUUAGUUCUAAUUCUCAAGUACCUGCUAAUAGUUUUGUAAAUGCAACAAAUAUCAUCUUGGCAGUUGCCCUACCAAUACAACCAAACAAUAAUUCUGAUCAGAAUGGUGUAUUUCUCUACGGAAGAUACAUGACACAGUCACUCAGUGAUGAUAUCUCUGUCAGAACUCAAUACUGUACCACUUUUUUUGAUCUCACCAAUAAUGAGGAUUUAAAUCUACUAGAAGAUGACUUUAAAAAUUUUCAAGGUCAACUCAAUAACAAGUCAGCAACCAAAGUGAGUAUCAAGUAUCAGAGUUGGGCUGACGACGAGCCAUUCUAUUACUCGUACAAUAUGAAAUACUCUUCCAGCAAGAGGAGAAGUUGUGCUGAAACCUACACUAAAGAAUAUUACACUUCAAGAAUGGCAACUUAUCAAUUAUAUUCUGAUUACAAUAAUUCAAAUAGUAUUGUCAUUAGAACUGAUUUUAAUAGAGAGAUUUAUCAAGUUGGUUGGACAUCAUUUAUGUAUACUUGUUUUGUUUUGAUAGCUAUUGUUUUUACACUCCUUAUUGCAGUCAUGAUCUUUGUAGAAUGUGUUGUUUUGAGAAGAAUUUUGAAAAUUGGAUCUACCGUAAAAAGCAUUACCAAAACUAAUGAUAUUUCCAAGAGAGUUCCCAAUUCAGGAUUUGAUGAAUUGGGACGUUUAUGUAAGGAUAUUAACCACAUGUUGAUGGCAUUGGAAGAGUCACAAAUUAAACUUGCUAAAGACAACCAAAUAAUGCAACAAUUGCUGGAAAAAACAGCCCUCGAAGAACAAAAAUCCAGAUGUGUUAUGAAUAGUAUCUCAGACUUUAUUGUCACUGUAGAGUGUGAUACUGGGCUUUUAGUCAACAUCAAUACAGCAUUUGAAAACAAGCUUUUAAAAAAGAAUUCCUUUGCUAGAUCCAACUCGGCGAGCCACUUAACUUAUGCACCUACUCAAUCCUCCUCUCCUAAUUCUCCAAAUUCACCAAAUUCACCAGGAGAUCCUCCUCUAAUAAGAAGAUCAACAGUUUCACCACCAACACCAAACUCUAAGAAUAUUUUUGAAACUCACAAUAUUAUGGAGUAUAUUAAGGAUUUUGAAUCAUAUGACGAGUUGAAAGAAUUGUUAGAAUCACUCUCUAAAAAUAACAAUGGUUCCUUGCAUCAUGAAACAUACAUUCAGAAUGAUUUCUCUAUCAAAUAUCAUGUGAGCGUUAGUGUCACCAAAGUGAAAAUGACCAUCAGAGAAGGUUUAAUUGGAGAUGCCUACAUUGUUCUUUUGAGAAAUAUGGUUGAGCAAAAGGAAUUGAAGAAUAUUCUUACAAAACAACAAGAAAAACUCGAAGAAAUGAAGAAAAUUUCAGAAUUUAACAGAAUUUUCAAAGAUCCUCAUUGGAGAGAAUUGUUCAAAGUAUUUGCAGCUAGUGAACUUUCAGCUGAGAAUGUUCACUUUUUGGAAGAUAUUGAAACUUACAAGUCGCUCUCAAAAACAAGAGACAGAGCAGCACUCUUGGAAGAAAUGGUCAACAAGUAUUUACUACCUGAAUCACCUUAUCCUUUAAAUGUUUCCAAAAAGACAGUUGAGACUGAAAUUAAAAAGAUCACCUCGGGUUACGGACAGCUAGACUUAUUUGAUAAGAUUGAAUCAAUUAUUAAGCUAAUGGUUGUGAAUGACACAUUCUCCAGAUUUCUUUCCAGUAAGAUCUUUAGAGAUUCUUCUGCCAAUGAUCUUUCAAGAACUUCCUCUUCUCUUACUAAUGGCCAAAUAGAUGCAAUUUCAGAAACCCAAGUCAGUUUGGAUGUGUAAAUCUCUAAAAUGCACUUUUGAAUUUAACUAACAAGCAAUGAUAAUAAUCUUCAAUGACGGUGUAGCUCAGUGGUAGAGCAAUGAUUCAAAAAUGAUUUCUGUUCAGAGAUCUAACUGCAACCAACCAAACUUCGUUGGUCGAGGGUUCGACCCCCUCCAUCGUCAGACACCUUUUUUUCGUAUUGGCGAGCUAAUAAAAACGAAAAUUACAGGAAAA